Molecule: messenger RNA, 5693 nt
Organism: Octodon degus (degu)
Lineage: Eukaryota; Metazoa; Chordata; Mammalia; Rodentia; Octodontidae
Gene: CUNH16orf96
Product: chromosome unknown C16orf96 homolog
Exons: 15
Coding region: 1-3276 (1091 amino acids)
Source: RefSeq, a predicted model, not a curated record
AUGAGCUUUUCGCUCACAUUCACUGAGCUGGUCAAUGUUGCCAUACCCCAGUGUGGGAUGGUGAACUUCAAGGCCCUGCAUCUUCUGCUCCAUGGCAUCCUGGAGCACAUCCACAUGGCAGAUCUCAAGAAGGUGCUCUCAGGGGAUGAGGACUUCCUCCAGACCUCACAGGUGGUGGUCAUGCCCAGGGAAGGAGAUGCCCAGCCCAUCCUUAGUCCCAUGAAGCGGCUCAGCAACGUCUUUGACCACGUGGUGAACCGCAUUGACAAGAUAGAGAACCAGCUGGCCAUGCUGCAGGACCUGCCCUCCACCACCCAGCUGCUGGAGGGCAGCCAGGGGACUGCCCAACCCAUGCAGGACCUGUGGCAUCUGAUCAAGCUGAGGAAGAUGGUGGAGGGCAAUGAAGAAGCCACAGCAAAGUCUAUACAGACCCUGCAGGACCUGCUCACUGAUCUUUAUGCACUCAAGGUCACAGUGGAAGACCUCAGGAAGGAUGUGGACAUGCUGAAGGAAAUGUUUGAAAAGGUACACCCAGAAAGACUGGAUCUCUUCUCUGAAGACCUUAAAACUCAGAACCGGCAGAUGAUUAUACUGAAGCGUGAAAUGAUGUCUCUCCAAAAAAAGAUCCAUGCCAUCCCCAGCUCUGAGGAUGUGGUGCUCUGGUCUGGCCUCCACGAGGCGAUGUUCAACUCAAUGAGUGGAGGAAGAGGAGCUGGGUCUAGCACAUGGGGAGCUGGCCAGGCCCUUCUUCCUCAGGUGGCUGGUUCACUAGAGCUGGAGCUGUCCAACACAUUGCAGGCCGUGGCACCACCUCUACCGGCUGCCAUUGCCCAGACCCAGAACCUUGAGGAGGUUAGUCACACCCAUGUUACAGAGCCUCUCCAAGGUCCCAGGCUCCUACAGGCUUCCUGGCACUCUGAUGUCCAGCUACCCCUACCAGACCAGGAAUCUGUCCAGGCACUUCCAUCUAGCAGUGCCAAGGGGACAGGCCAGCCUCAGGUGUUAACCCCUGGGCCUGGGCCUGGACCUGGACCUGCAGCUGGAUCUUCAGCUGGACCUGCAGCUAGAUCUUCAGCUGGACCUGCAACUGGAUCUUCAGCUGGACCUGCAGCUGGACCUGCAGCUGGACCUGCAGCUGGACCUGCAACUGCACUGGGACCAGAGUUCCAGUCCAUGGCUACACUAGCGCCCCCUGUAAUUCCUGGGCUCAUCCCACCACCUUUGGUGAACUUUGGACUUGGAACUGGCCUUUUGCCUUUCUGGGCUGAAGGCUUAGUCCCACCUAGCACAAGUCCAUCAGGUCCCCAGCAGUCUUCUCAGCUCCCGCCCUCCAGGGCGCCACCCCCAGCUCGGGAGUUUGGAUCAGCAUGGCCUUCUUCACUGCAGCCUUUUCACCUUCUCAGGGGAGAGGCUUACCAGCUCCCCAUGGUUGAAGAAAAGGGGGAAAAAUAUUAUACUCACUAUGUGAGACCAACUCAGGAGGGAGCCCCCAAGGAUGGGGCACCCAAAGAGAAAGAUGGGGUUCCCAGGGACAAGGCCCCAGAAGUACGAUCUAAGGGUCCCAAGUCUGCCCUGCAUCGGCUGAGAAACACUGUUGCUGCUGCCACUGCUGCAGCUGCUGCCUAUGCCGCUGCUGCAACCUCAGCAGCCCGGACAGCCAGGGCUGCUGCAAAGGUCAUAGACGAUGCCCCUGCCACCAAAAUGGCUACUGAGGCAACAACUAUGGCGGCAUCUGGGCCCUUAGGGGUCUUUGCAGACAUCCUUGGGGCAGGGUCUUCCCGUGGAGCUCUAGACUUUGCAACCUUUGGUGAGAGGCAUGAAGACUUGCUGGCAGACUAUGAAAUAGUCUCUCCUCCGCACACCCUGGGCCUCGGCAUUCAUGAACCAGCACUGUCCCAGGCUAUGCUGGCUGCCUCACAGGCCAUGAGCUCUGAAGACAAGAAGAAAGCCGUCAAGUAUUCCAUGAGCCACAUAGCACAAAUGCCUGUUAGACAUGACACCUUGAAAGAGGAGUUUGCCCAGCUGUCAUCCAAUGUGCAACAGCGCUUUGAUUAUCUAGUUGAUGUGGCAGGUCCCUCCAGACUUGGAAUGGCAGUGGACCUAUUGGAGGAAAAGAUUAGCAACCUUGAGAAAUCCAGGGUAAAGGAGGAAGAACUUGAGAGAAUUUGGGGCGCCCAAGUGGAUGCAAUGAAGGAUCACUACAUAGUGCUGGACAGAGCAGUGGAGAAGAUCCAGACUCGCUUGGGUGACUUAAAGCUUCUCCAGGCUCAAGUCAGAUCCCUGGAGCAGAACAAGGUGAAUAAAAGCACCAUGGAACAGGAGCUGAAAGAAAAAGCUGACAGGAGCGCCCUGGCGAGCAAGGCCAACAGGGCUGACCUGGAGACAGUGGUGACCGAGCUGAACAGCAUGAUUCAGGGUAUGCUCUUGAAGGUCUCAACCCAUGAGGAUGACUGGAAGAAGUCUGUAAAGCAGCUGAGGAAGGACAUGGGUGCCAAGCUGGUACCCAGUGACCUGGAUGCUCUGAAAAAAGAGGUGGCUGACAUCUGGCAAGCAGUCAGGAAACUGAUGAUAGAGGGCUUCCGACUGGACCCAGACCGUGCUGCAGGCUUCAAGAGGCAACUGUUUGAGCGAGUGAAGUGCAUCUCCUGCGACCGGCAGGUGGAGAUCAUGACUGGCCCACAGCUGAUCACCAUCCGCAGAGCCCACCUGCUGUCAAGGCUGCGGCCAGCCAGUGCCAACACCUAUGAGUAUCUACAGCGGCAGCAUUUGAGGGAACACCACCAGCUGCAGUUCCAGGAUCUCAGCAUCCCAGAGGAGCACUUCAAGCCCCAGGGCUCCUACCAGGACUGGGGUGAUGGCCCUCGAAAUGACCCCAACGUCAAGCUCAAGUCGUACAACCUGUCAACUCUCUAUCCUUACGGGGACCCCCAAGUGAUAGACUAUGACACUGCUGAGGUGGACAUCCUGGGAGUGGACGGGAUCCUGUACAAAGGCCGAAUGACCAGCCAGACUGGGACUCGACUCUUGGCCACCAAGGAGAAAGAGCCAGCAGCUGUGAAGACUCCAUGUCCCCCAGGUCAAAGUCUGUGUGACCGUGUACGCUCUAGUGCCUUAGUUGGUGCUGUCUAUCCCCGACUCUAUCCAAAUGAGGCCAAGCGCUUCCUGACCCAGGUGAUUCCUCUCCAUACUGCCUUUGGUGGGGGCACUGGCUGGCAUACCCCAAGCCCCUACCUCCACAUCACAGAUGAGUAUUUUUGCAACUUCUGCCCAGAAUAAAAUCUUCCACCUGUCCGACUAUAGAUGAGGUCUACUCUUCAGAGGGUGGUCUUACCCUCUCCUUGUGGAUGAGUAGGACUUGCUGGUCCCUUCUCUAGUUGCCACUCCCAGCACCAGCCUCCCACACCUACCCCAGCCCACCCAGGCCAAGUGGCAGCAGGUACUCACAAUAAACCUUCCUCAGCUGUGAGGUUACAGGGUUUUUUUUUUUUUUUUGUUACGCUUUUCAGGAGGCCACACCUGAUGGGUAUUGUGCAUAAGUAUCAGAGGCCUGGCUUCAUUCCCUCUUCCGCCAAGGGAGCUGUGGUUCUAGCUAGAGUUAAUUGGGAAAAUGGGGCUCCUGGGAGCAGCCCAUUGCCAACACACUGGCACCCAGGGCCUAUCCUUGGUCCUCACAGCUGGGCACAACUCUUCCUUCACAGCCUCCUAGCUACCUCCAUUCAUUUUCUUCAAGGCCACCUUCUGAGCUCAUUUCAGAGGUUUACAAACAUGAAACAUCAGUGCUUGAGUUGGUCCUUAUAGGGAAUAAGAAGUGAGGGCCCCAUUGAUCAAUGUGUAACCUGUCUGCAUUCAGACAGGCCUCUUGGGUACUUGGUGGGGCACUUCAGCCAGGAGUAAUCCCAGAAGACAAUCCUGUCCCUGGGAAGAGGUGGGCUUGCAGGCCUCAGGGGCUUAUGGAAGAGCUGUACCAAUCCAAAGGCUCUGGGCAGCCGCUUCAGGAGCAUGGGUGACUCCUCUGCAACACAGGACACUAUGUGGCAACAGUGGGACUCCAUUUUGGACAGCUUCCUGUAUGAAAGGGGAGUGGCUACAGCACCCAGCCUGGGCCAUAACAAGGCCAAGCUAGACAGGGGGCAAGUGACCAACCUCUUCCUGGCUUGCCCAAGGGGAUUUCCUGGAACCAGGGCUCUGAGUUUUUAGACGGAGGUGAACUGGUCUUGUGCGGAGUGAGACUUCUGGGACACAAAUUAAGCCAGGUAAGAUGGAGGAGAUGGCUUCUGUAGAGCAGCCUGUAGGUGCUGCUGGAAUGGAGCAGGGAUUGCAUAGUGACUACCCUACACCAACAAGCCCAAGUGAAAGGUCCCUUUCAAAGACCAUGAACUCAUUAACCUAAGAUAUAUAUUCCUGAUAAAGGUAAAUGUGUUCCAAGGCCUGCGAUCUACACUGGGAAAAUGAAGUGCCAGUGCUCGAAGGCAGAUGGUGGGGUGGGUGGAAAUGCAGGCUGCAGAAGAGCCUUCAUGGUGACAACUUUUAAGGACAGAGGACUCACCACACACAGAUCCCUGUUACACCUCUGACUGCCUGUGGAUUUGGGGGCUCUAGGCAGAGACUCUGUGAACACAGCACGAAAGGUUUCUAUUUUCUCACCUUUUCUUCCCGUAACUCAGGACUUCAUCAAGAUCUACAGAAAAUGCUAUUUGCAGCUUUGUUACUCCCUAGGACAUGAGAAUAGGCUCCAGAAAGCAGAGAAAAGAUUUUGCCAACAGACCCCCAACACCUUGUACUGUGCUCCUGAAAAGGCCUUGGCCAUCUUUCAGUAGUCUCACUGGGGUGAGGGAAGACUUGGCACUACCUCACCCCACAAAUGACUGUAUUAAGGCUCCUUCAUGUGUAUCUUGCCCAAAUAUAAGCUGUGGCUACAAACCCAGAGACCUUUCCAAAUUUGAGAGUUGGAAGUAACUUUGCAUUGAAAGACCCCAUCUUGGCUAAUACAGGCAGCCUUGCCACGAGGUGGAUCUGAAUCAAAGGGCUCAUCUGUCCUGGAACUACUGUGAAAUGCAACCCCUCCCCCCCCCCCCCCGCUGCCCCUUCCAAAGACCUCCAAGGCUACAGCUAGCCUCAGAGACAGCCUGGUUUUCAGGGCUGGCCACAGUGCCUUCUUAGAGAACCUCAGUGGUCCACUGGACAAGUCCUAGGGACACUCAGUAGCCCUGGUUGUGGCUCCAUGUCCAAAACUUGGAGAACAAACCUUUCUCCCUUUAAGGCUGUCUGAAGGAGGAGCCUUGCUUGCCACAGAAAGCAGCUUAGUAUUAUGUAUAUGAAGCUAGGUGUCCCUCCACCCUACCAAGCAGGGUAUUUACAUCUGUAGGUGCUUUGCAGUGAAAAGCACUUCUCUUCAAAAAUGCAGCAGAUUCCAUGGCACCAGUUGGAAAUGACCAUCUGUGUGGUCAUUGGAGUGGAAGGGCCUGGCCUUGCAGGGAUGGGAAGGCUGUAUCCCUAGCCUUUUGGGUCAGCUCCAGCCAACUGGGGCCUUAUGGAAAAUUGGGACAUAUAUUACAGUUACCAAGAUUAGUCAGAAAUGGAGCGCUUCACAUAAACCCUCUUGAUUUAAAAAUGUUGGUAAACACAUUUAACAAAAUAUGUGACACUCUAUAAGGCACACAACACAGCACACACGAGGGUGACUUCUUUCCUCA